Molecule: messenger RNA, 2521 nt
Organism: Lutzomyia longipalpis
Lineage: Eukaryota; Metazoa; Arthropoda; Insecta; Diptera; Psychodidae
Product: NHL repeat-containing protein 2
Exons: 2
Coding region: 295-2454 (719 amino acids)
Molecular function (GO): protein binding
Source: RefSeq, a predicted model, not a curated record
UGAAAGCAGCUGAUUUAACACUUGGAGGAUUUUGCUUGCCAUUUGGGCAUUUUUUGCGAAUUUUUGUUAAAUUUUCACAGAAUUAAAAUCUCUUAAAAAUAUCGUGAUAAUUCCCUACAUUUGUGUUAUAUAAUGUGUGGAAAAAUAUAUUAUCUUUUGGGAGAAAACGAAAACUUUUGAGGUUAGAAACCUACGAUCCUCCAAGUGUUAAUGCGAGUUGUUUAUUUUUUGCGCCAUCGAUAAAAAAAAUCCGUAAAAAUUUUGCCCUUUUUGAGAAAAUUCGCCUGCGUGACAAUGAGCGUGGAAGAUGCUGAGCAAGUGGAGAUGCUGGAUCAGUUGGCGUACAACUGCAAUCGUCUCCGGCAUGAGCUGAAGGCAGCCAGUACGGCGGAGGAGGAGGAGGAAAUUCUCAAGGUCUACCUCCGGAAGGCCGAUGAGACUCACCAGCCCGUUGGGGAUUUCAAGGAGGAUCUGGAUUGGUUCAAUGUGGAGGAUCCCCUGACGCUGGGUGAGUCUCUACGUGGGAAGAUUGUUGUGUUGGACUUUUUCACGUAUUGCUGCAUCAAUUGCAUGCACAUCCUGCCGGAUUUGAAGAAGCUCGAGGAGAUGUUCACGGUGGAGGAUGGGCUGGUGGUGAUUGGGGUCCACAGUGCAAAGUUUGACAAUGAAAAGGACUCCGCAAACAUCCUGUCAGCCGUUCAGCGGUACAACAUCACCCAUCCCGUGGUGAAUGACGUCAACUCGGCCAUGUGGAAUGAGCUGAAUGUUCAAUGUUGGCCAACACUGCUCGUUCUGGGGCCCCGUGGGAAUCCCCUGUUUGUCCUAAUGGGUGAAGGACACUUCCCCAUCCUUGUGAAGUACAUUCGUUCAGCAUUGGAAUUCUAUCGCAAUCAGGGAGCCAUUGGGGCGGGCAGUUUGCCCAUAAAACCCUCCACGGAUCUCCUGAUGAAGUCCAAUUUGAAGUUUCCGGGGAAGAUUGCCUGCUCAAAGGGGAGUGAGGCUGAGGAUGGGGCUGAAUUGUAUGCCAUUGCGGAUUCCGGGAAUCACAGGGUGGUGCUGAUUAAUGCUCAGGGGGAAGUGCUGCAGAAGAUUGGUGGGAAGAGUGCGGGUUUUGCGGAUGGGAACUUCAAGACGUGUCGCUUUGACUCCCCGCAGGGGCUGGUUUUCCUCGACAGUAACACCAUCUUCGUGGCAGAUACGGAAAAUCACGCCAUCCGGAAGAUUUGUCUCCGGACACGCACGGUGGAGACCAUCGUGGGCACGGGGAAGCAGGGAAAUGAUCGUGUUGGUGGGAAAAUCGGUGUGGAGCAGGAAAUCUCCUCGCCGUGGGAUGUUGCGGUGUUCCGGACAAAGGAUAUGGACAUGUCCUUCCACAUGGAUGAGAGCACAAUCCCCGAGAAGACCCUCCUGCUGAUUGCCAUGGCGGGAACACAUCAAAUCUGGGCAUACUUCAUUGAUGACCUCAUCUGGUGGAAGUUCCGGAAAUGCACGCAGGGCACGUGCGCUAUGAUUGCAGGGAAUGGGAAUGAGGAGAAUAGGAACAAUGCCUAUCCCACAAAUGCUUCCUUUGCCCAACCAUCCGGGAUUGCCAUUGCCAGGGACACAAAGGAGCUCUUCAUUGCCGACAGUGAGAGUUCGUGUGUCCGGAAGCUCUCUCUGAGCGAUGGGAAGGUGUCCGGGGUUGUUGGCGGGGAGAGAAAUCCCCAAAAUCUCUUUGCUUUCGGCGAUGUUGAUGGGAAGAGUGUGCUGGCGAAGUUGCAGCACCCCCUGGGGGUGACCUACAAUGGGCGCGAUAAGCUGAUCUACGUGGCAGACACGUACAAUCACAAAAUCAAACGAAUUGACUCCCUGACCCAAUCAGUGACCACGCUGGACGUCAAAGGGCAUGCAUUCAAUGAACCUGGUGGUUUGUGCGUGAAUCCCAGUGGGACGCACCUCUAUGUGGCCGAUACGAACAAUCAUACCAUUGAGAUUGUCUCUCUGGCCACGCUGGAAGCGAGAACUCUCAGCAUUUCCUUCAGCUCCUCCGGGAAUGAUGCUCUCCGUCAUCCCGGCACUCCGCUGCAAUUCGGGCGGUUAGUGCUGAAGCCUCAAGGGGGGAAGAUUCGCCUGUCAAUCACCCUGAACCUUGAGCAGGAGUUGGGAUUCACGGAGGAAGCACCGCAAAAGUGGAAUGUGUACCUGCCGAAUGAUUCGUGGUACGUUAGUCAGCAGAAUGGAACCCUCCGGAAGGGGCAUUCAGUGGAUAUUGACAUUACCGUGCCCGAGGCGAGUUUUCGCCUCCAAGUGGACAGUUUCAGUGUCCACUUUAAGCUGGCUCUGUGCUCCUCACGCGGCGUGUGCUUCCCACGUUCAUUCUCAGUGGCAUUUCCCGUCUGCUACGAAAAAGACGGCCUGGAUUGCAUCAUUGAGGAUGUCCACGUGAAGAUUGAUGAGAACCUCGUGAAGCUCUAGCAGUUUCUCCAGCAUCAUCUUUUGUAUCAAAGCAAUGAUUUUGCAAUGAAUAAAAUCAUCAAUCCCA